UCACCGUGCAGCUGACCGCAGUAUGUGACCUUGUUGUUCUUCAAUUUCUGCCAUGGAAAGUCAAUCAUCCAGCAUUCUAUAGGAUAUAGCAGGGCUGGGGCCAAGAGGUGAGCCCUCUCUUAUUCGUUCUUAGAUGGGCCCAAAUGGCUUUCCACGCAGGGUCCGUCCAUGAUGUUGCCCCUGGUCGAAUGAGGAACUUUCUUGCACCGCGCAAGCUCGCUCGAUACGUAUUGAGAGGCGAAGAGCCUGUUUUUGCGGAGCAGCCUGCCGUGAGCCGUUCUGUAUGCUUCGAUCGCGUUGCGUGACAAAUAUGUUCGUUGUUAGGCCCGCUUCCAACCACCCCCGUCAC
Molecule: messenger RNA, 349 nt
Organism: Cantharellus anzutake
Lineage: Eukaryota; Fungi; Basidiomycota; Agaricomycetes; Cantharellales; Hydnaceae
Exons: 1
Coding region: 144-305 (53 amino acids)
Source: RefSeq, a predicted model, not a curated record